AUAUAAAAACCCACAUGAAGCCUGGCUUUUUACCUUAGGUAGGCAGGCUUCUCGAAGAGUUGAUCGCGCCCAUCAUGUAUAGGGACAGAAUCAAAGCAUGUAAGCUGCAUGUGCGAUUUUACAAACCGUACUACCUGUUAGCGAAUCAUCGUGAGGCGUCGUAGCACGACCCCUGAGAAAAUCGGGCUCCCGGCUAGAGGCCACCCCGGAAUCCCACGUGCUUCCAUACCGAGCUUCAUGUGGAUGGUCUCGUCUUCGAAUUCGCAGUUCUCUGCAGGUUUAAGGCAAGGGCCUAAUGCCAUAAGGGGACUAUGCAUGCAGGCCUUUUUCGGGGGCAGUACUGCAUUGGGGAACUGUCUAACCAUGCCAUUUUCAAUAGCAUUAUAUCUCGCGGUGUUAUCUCUACGCUCAGACACUCGGCAAGCCCUACAUGCGAAGCAGAUCCCAAUUUCUAUUGGAUAAUGGCCUGUCGGCCAAGCAUCAAGCUUGCCAUGUCGAUAAACUGAUAAAUAGUCCUGUCCUUGACUUGUCGCCCUGACUUAUCGCCUUUGUUGAUGUCUCGAUAGUUGUCCUUUGUCAAUUCUACAGGCCGGGACCUCUUCUCGUUGUUCCUCCCUCUUGGUGCGCCGCAAGCUUGUAUUAACCGCCCACUAUGCAUCUCGAGACAUCCUCAAUCGCGGCGGCGAUCUUCAUCGCAAGCGAGGUGUCCGGGGUGUCCGCCCUACCCAAGGCGCCCGAGUGGUGGAAGCCAAGAUCGUGGAAGCCUCCGACACAGCAUCGUUUCCAGAAUGCCGAGCUCGGGCCGCGCCCGCAAUACCUUAUAGCAGAUAUGGACGAAGGCUGGCUGAAGGACCGGCUAUCGCUAUGUUCUGACGUGGUGGCGCGGCCGUCCAAGUUCAGCAUCGGCCACCGCGGCGGCGCUUGUCUUCAAUUUCCCGAAGAGACCCGAGAGUCUAUCGAGGCUGGCACACGCAUGGGCGCUGGGAUUCUCGAGUGUGACGUCGCUUUUACUAAAGACCGCGAGCUCGUGUGCCGGCACGACCAAUGCGAUCUCCAUACGACGACUAACAUCGUCGCGACGGAGCUAGGUUCCAAGUGCACGGUGCCAUUUACACCCGCGAAGGACGGCGCCCCGGCAACCGCCACGUGUUGUACCAGCGACAUCACGCUGGCCGAGUUCAAGUCCCUGUGCGGCAAGAUGGACGGCUUCAACGUCUCGGCUUCCACCCCGGAGGACUUUUUGCGCGGAACGCCCUCGUGGCGGACCGACCUCUACGCUACUUGCGGCACGGUCCUCUCGCACAAGGAAUUCCUGCAGCUGGUCGAUUCGCACGACCGGGACUUCACCACCGAGCUCAAGGCGCCCCGCGUGCCGAUGCCUUUCAACGGGGAUUACACACAAGAGAAGUACGCGCAGCAGGUGGUCGAGGAAUACAGAGCGGCGGGAAUCGACCCGUCCCGCGUGUGGCUGCAGAGCUUCUCUUUCGCCGACGUCGCUUACUGGCUCCGCGCCGACCCGGCGUUUGGUAGGCAGGCGGUGCUGCUCGACCAGAACGGCGAUCUGUCGGGAGCUUUCCCAGCCGCCGUAGCUAACCUAUCGUUCUACAAAGACGCCGGAGUACAAGUCGUGGCGCCUCCGCUUUCGUUCCUCGUUGCGCUCGGUGAAGACGGAGAGUACGUGCCGUCUACGUAUGCGACGACAGCGCGUAAGCUUGGGCUUAAAAUUCUCACGUGGUCUCUCGAACGGUCGGGCCCGCUCGCUCAGGCCGCAGCCAACGGCGAUAUGUACUAUUCGACCAUCGCUAACGGCACGCACAAGGAUGGAGACAUGUAUAGACUUGUGGACGUUUUGGCGCAGCAAGUCGGCGUCCAGGGCAUCUUUUCAGAUUGGUCCGCUACGGUCACUUACUAUGCCAACUGCUUCGGGCUUUUUUGACCUUCUAACGGGACCUGGGAACAAGGUGCUCUCGACGGUGUCCAAAUGAUGUAGCUGGCCAAUUUACCCAGACGUCUAGUCCGUGCGAUGGCGACAGCUAGCUUAAGAACCUAGGUAGGUAGACAGUUAACCUAAUGAAGAGCAUCGUAAAGCACAAAGACACCUCUUAGAGGUAAGGGACCUGAGAUAUUGCAUUGCGUGUCCUCAACGCGAGCGUAUAUUUCGUAUCUACCUAGCUAGCUAGCUAGCUAGGU
Daldinia caldariorum is the source of this 2190-nucleotide messenger RNA. RefSeq names its product glycerophosphoryl diester phosphodiesterase family protein. The record is from RefSeq and is a predicted model, not a curated record. Lineage: Eukaryota; Fungi; Ascomycota; Sordariomycetes; Xylariales; Hypoxylaceae. Gene Ontology annotation, molecular function: glycerophosphodiester phosphodiesterase activity. Gene Ontology annotation, biological process: lipid metabolic process. The coding region runs from base 653 to 1936 and encodes 427 amino acids. The transcript has 2 exons.